CCACGUGAACGCGCUCACGGCCAAAUACAAGACUGAGCUCCAACAUGUGAAAGGAUGCCUGGCUCUGCUAUGUGGAGCUUUAUAUGCCUUUAACACACUCUGCUGCUGCUAUGAAACACAUGGAUUAUGGAGCGACCUCGUCUAUGUUGCCAGAUACUACUUCUUAUCACUGUUUUGGUGACCCCUUCAGUUCAGGAUGGUGACGAGGCUUCUUGUGAUGGAGCGUUUGAUAUUUAUUUUGUUUUGGACAGAUCAGGCAGUGUGUCUAGAAAUUGGAAUGAGAUCUAUGGCUUUGUGGAGCAGCUCACCAGCAGGUUUAUCAGUCCCAGGAUGAGGGUGUCCUACAUAGUCUUCUCGGCCAAAGCUGCUGUCAUACUCCCACUGACCGGAGAUAGGACUGAGAUAGACAACGGUUUGAAGAUGUUGAGUCAAAUCAAACCAGCAGGAGAAACUUACAUGCACGAAGGACUCAGAGCAGUUUCAGAUCAGAUGAAAAAGCAAAGUACUCCGUCAUCUACCAUCAUCAUUGUUCUGACAGAUGGGAAACUGGAGGUGUACCCUUUUGAACUCAGUGUACAAGAGGCCGACAAAGCCAGAGGGUAUGGAGCCAGAGUGUACUGCGUAGGUGUGAUGGACUUUGACCACAAACAGCUUGCAGAAAUAGCAGACAACACAGAGCAAGUGUUCCCAGUGCUGUCCGGCUUCCAUGCCCUUAAAGAUGUUGUUAAUAAGAUCCUCAAGCAAACAUGCACAGAUGUGUUCACCAUAGAGCCUACAAGUGUAUGUGUGAAUGAGUCUUUUAACAUUGUGCUGAGCGGGAGUGGCUUCAGCGGCUCCAAAAGGACAGACAAUGUAGUGUGCACUCUCACCGUGGACCACAACACUUAUGACCAGAAGCCGACCGUGGUGAGAGACGGCUAUCUGCUGUGCCCUGCUCCUGUGCUCCAUGAAGCUGGACAAUCUGUAGAGGUACUGGUUAGUUUGAACAAUGGACAGUCGUACAUCUCUAGUCCUAUUGUCAUCUAUGCUACAAAAUGUUCAGAUGGGAUGUGGGUGCUGUGGCUGCUGCUGGCUCUUCUCCUUUUACUGGCUCUGGUUCUCUUCUGGUGGUUCUGGCCUCUCUGCUGCACUGUGGUGAUCAGAGACCCACCGCCCUCUCGACCUCCUCCCCCUCCUCCACCUAUUAUUGAGCCAGAAGAAGAUCUAUUACCCAAGCACAAGUGGCCAACAGUGGAUGCUUCAUACUACGGAGGCAGAGGUGCAGGAGGGAUCAAAAGAAUGGAGGUGCGCUGGGGACAGAAGGGCUCCACAGAAGAAGGCUCACGGCUGGAGAAGGCUAAAAAUGCUGUAGUGACCAUGCCAGAAGAUGUAGAAGAUCCCAUUAUUCCAAAACCUCCACCAAGGCCCCCACCUGUGUAUAACCCCCCUUUACAGUCCAAAUGGUAUACCCCGAUCAAGGGUCGUUUUGACGCACUGGUCGCACUGCUGAGACGACAAUAUGACAGAGUUGCAAUUAUGAGACCAACACCACAGGACAAGGGUCGCUGCAUGAACUUCACCAGAGUUCAGAGUCACUGAUAGAAGUAAUGACCGAUGCCACUGUCAUUCUUUUUGUGUGCCUUGUGCAUUUUCACUGUGCUUUGUAAAUAAAUGUUUUUAAUAUUA
Molecule: messenger RNA, 1665 nt
Organism: Boleophthalmus pectinirostris (great blue-spotted mudskipper)
Lineage: Eukaryota; Metazoa; Chordata; Actinopteri; Gobiiformes; Gobiidae
Product: anthrax toxin receptor 2-like
Exons: 17
Coding region: 127-1578 (483 amino acids)
Cellular component (GO): membrane
Molecular function (GO): signaling receptor activity
Source: RefSeq, a predicted model, not a curated record